Molecule: messenger RNA, 3888 nt
Organism: Capsicum annuum
Lineage: Eukaryota; Viridiplantae; Streptophyta; Magnoliopsida; Solanales; Solanaceae
Exons: 5
Coding region: 231-2963 (910 amino acids)
Biological process (GO): transcription by RNA polymerase I
Cellular component (GO): fibrillar center
Molecular function (GO): RNA polymerase I core promoter sequence-specific DNA binding
Source: RefSeq, a predicted model, not a curated record
AAAAAUUAUUUACUUACAACUUCUAUAUUCUUUUUUGCUCUUUUAAUCAAAAUCAAACUUUUUAUGUUGUACCUUUUUUUCCUUUUUACCCUAUUUGGACUAAACAUGUAUUAGGAGAAGUUUUGGGAGCAAAAAUAGAAUUUUGGAUUUUUCCAAUACUCUCUUCCGCCGUUCUUCUGCUUGCCGCCACAAUCUUCUUCGCCGUUAACCUACCGGCGAUUGACAACCCGAUGGAUUUCUCCGACGAGUGGAAAUCUUUAUGGCCAAUUUCUUCAUCAUACUCCCCACCACUUCUCCUAUCAAAUUCACAAGAACAAUCUUCUCCAAAACGGCGUCGUGUUGAUAGUCCAAUUGGACCUUUGUUGUUCAAGCCAUGUGAAGAAACGGUGAAAUUACUCUUUCGUUCGCCUUUGUUGUCAACGCGGCUCCCUCCUCCGGUACCUGACCUUUCUCUACCAAGAUUCCUUCAAACUUCAAGUGAUAUACUUUUUUCUACAGCUUCUUCAAUUGCUACGGAAUUUACUCCACAAGUUUCGGAAUCAGUUCACAAUUUUAAUGCGAUACAGUUGCUUCAUUGUCCUAGUUUUGGUGAAAAUAGUAAACCCAAUUCGAUUCUUGGAAUUUCUCCAACUGGAGAGAAUUACGAUCAAGUUGGGUUUUUUAUGCUUUGUUAUGAAGAUGGUCAAUUUGGGGUUAAGAAAUUUAAGAAUGGGGCGUCCUUUUUAGUGCAUAAUCAGAAGCUAAAUUUUAGGAUUCUGAGGUUAUUAGUGAACCCAGUUAGUGAAGUUGAUGUUGAUAGUUGUUCAUCUGGUUAUGUUAGUUUUGGGUAUUUAUUGGUUUGUAGUUUGUAUACUGUGCAUUGGUAUUGUGUGAAUAUACAGGUUAAAGGAGAUGAAAGUGUUAGGUUGGAUUAUUUGGGUAGUGCUGAUAGGAGCUUGUUUAAGGGUGUGGCUGUUUCUCAUGCUUGUUGGAGUCAACAUUUGAGAGAAGAGUGUGUGGUGAUGUUGGAAAAUGGGGAUUUGUUUUUGUUUGAUAUGGGUUCUUGUGGAAAGAGUCGGGGUUUCGUUGCUUCUGAUGUAUUGCAAGGAAAGAAAUUACGGGUUUUGUGGGAUAAGUUGGAUCGAGAUGAGCAGUGGGUAAGUUGUGAAUUUAGCUGGCAUCCGAGGAUUUUGAUUAUUGCAAAUUCAAGGAGUGUGUUUUUGGUGGAUUUGAGGUUAGACAAGUGCAAAAUCUGCACCUUGCUAAAGAUUGAGGCGGUUUCGUUGGGUGGAACUGAUAGAUUUCGUGCACUCUCUAGGGUGGAGUCUGACCCCUUCUGUUUUACGGCUGUUUCUGAACGUUUACUUCUUCUCUGUGAUGUGCGGAAGCCAUUGAUGCCAUUGUUGCGGUGGAUGCAUGGUUUGAAUAAUCCAGCUUACGUGACUGUUUGGAGAUUGUCUGACCUGAGGCAACAGACUAGAGAUGACCAAUGGGCAUGGGCUACUGAAUCUGGGCGUUGCAUUUUGGUAGGAUCAUUCUGGGACUGUGAAUUUGCUCUAUUCUGCUAUGGGCCAGGUAGCAAUCACUACCAUAAAUUUCCAGAAAUUUCGAGGCUCAGUAAAUCAUGCUAUGCUUGGGGACAACCGUCAGGCCUCUCAUUGUCUGGUCGUGAUUGCUGUUGUGAAAGUUGUCUUAUGAGAGCAGAUUUCCCUAAAGACAUUCUUCCUGAUUGGAUUGAUUGGAGGCAAAAGAAAGUCAUUGUUUUGGGGUUUGGUAUUAUCAACAAUGGCCUUUCUAUCCAAUCAGGUGAUACUGAUAGCUCUGCUGGCUUUUCUCUUGUAAGAUUAAUGUCCUGUGGCAGUUUAGAAGCUCAGAGAUAUACUGCAGCAUGGAACUCCGAGGGAAAGUCAGAAUCACCUUAUGGAGGACACGCUCUAUGUUUUGAAAAUAACCUUCUAUAUGAUAUGGGCGUUGGAGAAUUGGAAUUCAAAAAGAAAUAUAGCUACGUGGACCUUGACUUUCUUAAAGAGUAUCUGAAUGAAACACUAACUAAAUCCCUUAGUAGGAAAUACAUAAAGAAUCAAAGGGAUUCUGAGGAAAGCCGGUCAGAGUUCCACCAGCAAAUAUGUGAGAGGCUUAAAGAAUGUGGCGUUGCAAGACUGAAAUCAUCUCUAACUGUUUUUGAUGUUGUCAAAGGUAUCAGUUUGCCAGCAAGCAUUUAUGAAAUUGCGCUAGACAGCAUUAGCGCCAGUUUGUCUACUAAUCUUCUGGGGUUCGCUUUCUCUGCCUUCUUGAAAUUCCCUGAAUUUCCCCUGAAACCAAAGAAACGUUCUCUAGAAUUUUCUGACAUUUUUGGCAAUCUAUAUCCACUGCCUUUCCCCUUGCAUAAAUGUUGUAUUGACAAGACACCGGAAACAGUUCAGUCUUGUAGUUCUUCUGCUCCCGUUCUUCCUCCUCCUUUUCUGGUAGCUCUUAAUAACCUUCAAAUUGCAAAAAGAGAUAUAUUGCCACUUGAUUCUGAACUGAGGCUUCAGAGUGAUAAAGUUAUGAAGGCGGCCCGUGAAAUCGGUCUGUCACACUCUGGUAAUGAGCCCGGUGAUGACUAUUCAGUGUCCCUUGAUGCAGAUACUGAAUGCCCUACUGAUCAGAUGCAAAAAAUGAAGCCUCUUUGUUUACAUGAACCUGUGGCGUUCUCUGACUUUCAUAUCUCGAAAAUGGAUUCUGGAGUAGAAUCUGAUAAAAGAUUUACAAACUUCAUCUUUAAAAAACACGACGAACGUAUCUCAAAUGACAGCAAAGAGAUGACAAGAGUGGAGUUGUUCGAUGAGGGGUGUCCAGUAGAGCUCAAAUUCAAUGAUAGCCUCACCAUGCUGGGGGAAAAGGAGCUGGAAACUUUUAAAUUAUUGAAACUAAAGGAUUUAGGUUUUCAGAAAAAAUUUCAGCUGUAUCAAGAUUAUUUAACUGGACGUGAUAAGUGGAGAUAGGGUCCCUCCUAUUACUCUCUCUUAAUUGCUUUGCUAUUUUAUUUGAAAGGGGAUUGUUCAAGUAAAACACUGUUAGGGUUAUCCAGUGCUCUUCAAGAAAAAACACUUUCAAGGAGGGAACCAUGUGUUUAACAGAUUGAGAUGGAAGAAGCUGAGUUUAGGCAUCUCUUCCUGAUUUGUGGAGUACUGGUUGCGUACGUGGAGAAUUAUAUGCUGGCAAGCCCACUGUGCCUGGAAGGACAGAGACGGCGUAUCAGGGAAGCAUUUAAGGAUCUUCCUCCCAUCUGCUGUCAGGUUGAUGCACACAUUACUUUCUAUUGAUCCUGAACUUAGGGGAACAGCUAUCACUGCUCUUGCGAGUGAGGGCCAUUUGAGGUAGAAACAACACACUCAAGAAUUCAAGGCGGAAUGAGUCCACGAUAGUCACCAUCUCAUAUCAAAUAUAAUGGAACUCUAGGGGGUGUUUGAUGGGAAUACAAAUCAAUAGCAAGGCAAAUUAUCAUCAAGAAGUUCAUCCAUAUAUGGAGCUGCUUUGCAUUCUGAAACAGUCUGAUCAUUAUGUACUGAAUCAGCCACAGAAACUGCUAUGGAGAACCAAAGCAACCCAUUAAAGUGGCUUGUUUUGGAUAGGUUGUUCCUCAGAGAAGCUGGGUUACUCGAGAUAAUCUACAGUGAUGAGGUUUUGUCUUAAGCAGACAGGUGUUAUCUAUGUGAAGAAGGUUUUGAGUCGGUAAACCAUUAUUAUUAGUUGCUUUAGGACUGCAGUAUUUAUUUAUUUUAUUUCCUAUAUUUUUUUUUAAGUUAUUAGGAGGUAGUUAGCAUGGUUAGCACCAUGACUUUAAAGUAGGGCCAUUAUCUGUUUCGGUUUUUUAAAGAACACUUUAUGUAACUUCUUUUUUUAAAGAAAGUAUAUCUCUCUCACUCA